Molecule: messenger RNA, 1920 nt
Organism: Sesamum indicum (sesame)
Lineage: Eukaryota; Viridiplantae; Streptophyta; Magnoliopsida; Lamiales; Pedaliaceae
Product: phosphoglycerate kinase, chloroplastic
Biological process (GO): glycolytic process; gluconeogenesis
Cellular component (GO): cytosol
Molecular function (GO): ADP binding; phosphoglycerate kinase activity; ATP binding
Source: RefSeq, a predicted model, not a curated record
AAAACAUAACCACAAGACAAGCAUGGAAGCACAGUGAGCCUGAAAAUCAUCGAACAUCUUCAACCUCUACUCAGCGAUAAGAGAAAUCUGAAAUCUCCUCAACACCCAAUCCCCACACCCUCUCCACAAACAAUAUUACCCCUUCAAUCCACACCUUUUGUUCUUUUUCAUUUCACUUCCACAAUUGUCAGAGGAGAGAGAGCCGCCGACCCAUUCCACACACCGUGACAAUGGCGUCUUCAGCUGCAUCACCAGCCUUCUGCGGCAUUCCCAAGGCCUCCACCGCCGCCGCCAGGGCCUCUCUCACUGCCCCCACCACCCGUUUCCUUUCGAAGACUCCACUCCGACGCUUGGGCUUCGCCGCCGCUGCCGCCGACCCGCUUCUCUCACACCAUGUGGCCACCAAGCUGGUUUCAUUCAAGAACGCCUCGGCUAAGCCCGUCAGAGGAGUGGCCUCGAUGGCGAAGAAGAGUGUGGGAGACCUCAGCGGGGCGGACCUCAAGGGUAAAAAGGUGUUUGUCAGGGCUGACCUCAAUGUGCCUCUUGAUGACAGCCAGAAUAUUACUGAUGACACUAGGAUUAGAGCUGCUGUCCCCACCAUUAAGCACUUGAUCAGCAAUGGUGCUAAGGUCAUACUUUCCAGUCACUUGGGACGACCAAAAGGCGUCACUCCUAAAUACAGUCUCGCACCUCUUGUUCCCAGGCUUUCUGAACUACUUGGUAUUCAGGUUGUGAAAGCUGAUGACUGCAUUGGCCCAGAGGUUGAGAAAUUGGUGGCUUCACUACCUGAAGGUGGAGUCCUCCUGCUUGAGAAUGUGAGGUUCUAUAAAGAGGAAGAGAAGAACGAGCCUGAGUUCGCAAAGAAGCUUGCCUCGUUGGCUGACCUAUUUGUGAAUGAUGCCUUCGGUACUGCACACAGAGCACAUGCCUCUACUGAGGGAGUUACAAAAUUCUUGAAGCCCUCUGUUGCUGGUUUCCUUUUACAAAAGGAGCUGGACUAUCUAGUUGGAGCAGUCUCAAGCCCAAAGAGACCGUUUGCUGCUAUUGUGGGUGGUUCAAAGGUCUCCUCUAAGAUUGGAGUGAUUGAAUCACUUCUAGAGAAGUGUGAUAUAUUGCUGUUGGGUGGAGGAAUGAUCUUCACAUUUUACAAAGCACAAGGGCUGUCAGUUGGAUCAUCCCUGGUUGAAGAAGACAAGCUAGAUCUUGCAACAUCACUCCUCGAGAAGGCCAAGGCUAAAGGAGUGAGUCUCUUGCUACCCACAGAUGUGGUUAUAGCCGACAAGUUCGCCCCAGAUGCAGAGAGCAAGGUUGUGCCAGCAUCAGCUAUCCCAGAUGGCUGGAUGGGUUUGGACAUUGGACCAGAUUCUGUCAAGACAUUCAGCGAUGCCCUGGAGACAACAAAAACUGUUAUUUGGAAUGGACCAAUGGGAGUGUUUGAGUUCGACAAGUUUGCUGUUGGCACUGAGGCAAUUGCAAAUAAGCUGGCUGAGCUUAGUGGGAAGGGGGUGACGACAAUUAUUGGUGGUGGAGAUUCAGUUGCAGCUGUGGAGAAAGUUGGAGUUGCUAACGUGAUGAGCCACAUAUCAACCGGCGGUGGUGCCAGUUUGGAGCUCUUGGAAGGCAAAGAACUCCCCGGUGUCCUUGCCCUCGAUGAAGCCACUCCAGUUGCCGUGUAAGGGCAUUACGUAAGACGUCCAUUCUAAUCAAUUUUUUUAACCCAGUCCGGUAACUAUGUGUCUUUCCUGAACAAGAGAUGUUGUAGAAUACGGACGAGUUCCAUGUAAUAUAUCGUCUCGAUCAGGCUUUUUCUUGUCCAAAACACAAUAAUGAAUGGAGAAAAAUUUGAGGAAGGAAUGUAUUUUGAUAUCUCCAUUCUUUGCUGCCCUCUUUUCUGGUAAUAAUACUAGCUUUGUUUAGUCA